Molecule: messenger RNA, 1739 nt
Organism: Ixodes scapularis (black-legged tick)
Lineage: Eukaryota; Metazoa; Arthropoda; Arachnida; Ixodida; Ixodidae
Product: flavin-containing monooxygenase 5-like
Exons: 6
Coding region: 1-1737 (578 amino acids)
Molecular function (GO): N,N-dimethylaniline monooxygenase activity; flavin adenine dinucleotide binding; NADP binding
Source: RefSeq, a predicted model, not a curated record
AUGGGCCGCUCUGGUGUUCAUUUGGACAAGUUAGGCACCAAAUGCAAGCACUGUGCCAAUGAGCAGUUUUUCGAACGAACAGCAUCAAACCGAAUGAACAGUCCCGCAAGCGCCAUGCACCGAAGCGGCGAUGAGGACAGCCCUCUGCGGGUUUGCAUCGUGGGAGGCGGAGCGAGCGGCAUCAUUUCUGCCCGGCAGAUGCUUGACGAGGGCUUCCAGCCAAUCGUCUACGAGAUGUCUUCCAGCCUGGGCGGCCUCUGGGCCUACCGCGACCAUAGCGAGGAGGGCGUGCCGUCCAUCAUGCGGUCUACAGUCUUCAAUACCAGCAAGGAAAUGAGCGCAUUCAGCGAUUUCCCGCCUCCCAAAGAGACUCCCAACUAUAUGCAACACGCCAAGGUGCUGGAGUACAUCAGGAGCUACGCGGACCAUUUUGGAAUUACGAGUAAAAUACGCCUUCGUCACGAAGUCCUCCGGGUGACACAAGCCGAGGACUACGACUCCACCGGUCGCUGGGACGUCGUCGUCAAGGAUCUCAACGGCAACGUCGAGCGCCGCGAAACCUUCGACGCAGUGCUGGUGGCCUCGGGCCACAACGGGUUUCCCAACGUGCCCACGUUCAAGGGCAUGGAGAAGUUCAAGGGCAAGAUCGUGCACACCCACAGCCUCAAGGACGCAGAACAGUUCAAGGACAGGAGGGUCGUCGUCGUGGGCAUCGGCAACUCUGGCAUCGACGCUGCCGUCGACGCCUCCCGUGUGGCUGCGCAGGUCUACCUGUCAUCAAGAGGGGGAGUUUGGAUGUCCAAGAGGCUUGGGCCAAACGGCAUGCCGAAUGACGCAGCUUUAUCCACAAGAGCGAUGGACUUGAAGAAACGCCUGGUGCCUAGAUGGAUGAGCCUUGAAAAGCCGGAAUCUCGGUUCAAUAACUUCUUCAGCCACGAGGCCUAUGGGCUCCGACCUAAGGACUGCGUCAACAGCCAGCGUAUUAGCAUGAGCGACGUGUUGCCAUCAUUGAUCUUGAGUGGCAUCGUCAUCCUCAAGCGAAACGUGGUCGAGUUUGCGGAGGACGGCAUUGUCUUCGAGAAUGACAAGGAGGUGACAAAGUUAGACGCCGUCAUUCUGGCCACGGGUUACAAGAUCCAGUUCCCCAUGCUCUCCGAGGACGUGAUGCCGGCCGUGGACAAGCAGGUACCACUUUAUAAGCACGUCUUCCCUCCCGGCUUGGAGCACCCGACCCUGGCAAUCAUUGGACUCGUGAUGGGCGAUGGAUCUCCACUCCCCCUUAUUGAACUGCAGGCCCGAUGGGCGGCCCAGCUGCUCGCGGGCAAGUGCAAGCUUCCACCGCAUCACGAAAUGUACCAGGACAUUGCAAGACAAAGAGCUGCACUGUGGCUUCGUUUUGGAAACUCGUUCGAUACCACCAUAUACGUUGAUUGGAUGGAGUACAUGGAUGAUCUGGCGGACAAGAUGGGCGCCAGUCCCAGGAUGCUCAAGUACUUCUUCACCGACCACAAGCUGUUCCGUGCCCUACUGGGGCCUUGUGUGCCAUACCAGUUCAGACUCGAAGGCCCUCAUUCAUGGACUGGAGCACGAGACGCCAUCUUGGGAUCCCAAAUGAGAGUGCACUAUCCGUUAAAUCGCAACUGCACGAGCUUCCAAACAGAGAAGCGCGGCGCCUCGAUGUUUUACAUACUCCUGUCCGUGAUUGUUCUUUUUAUCGCAUUCUUCGUUUAUAACUAGAG